Quercus robur (English oak) is the source of this 945-nucleotide messenger RNA. RefSeq lists its product as uncharacterized. Gene Ontology annotation, biological process: chromosome segregation. Lineage: Eukaryota; Viridiplantae; Streptophyta; Magnoliopsida; Fagales; Fagaceae. The transcript is spliced from 8 exons. The record is from RefSeq and is a predicted model, not a curated record. Gene Ontology annotation, cellular component: MIS12/MIND type complex. The coding region runs from base 102 to 683 and encodes 193 amino acids.
AGAAAGCAGUGUUGUUGUCUUCUCGGUUGAGUUUUCUCACGCGUUUGAUUUCUCAUUUAAUUUCUUUCACACUCACACACACUCUUCUCUCAAAAAAAGAAAUGGAAGGAAGUGGUGAAAGUGGUGAAUGCGAUCCUUAUGAUAUGCAAUGCGCUCCUUCAUCAACAAUGGGAAUGGGAACGCGAAGUUGGGAUAUGAAGAAAUCAUUCAACCUCGCCCUUCGCCCUCUCCUCACUGCCUGCUCUAACCAAGGAUUCUGCAGUGCCUUUCCAAAUUUAAGUACCGAGGAGCAACAACAUCUCCACCGCCUAUUUCUCCAGGUCCUUACAUCAUUACAUGAAAGUAUUGAGGAUGAGUUCGAGUCUUUAUGUCUUGAAACACAGGUGGGAGCCGCUCUAGAUACUGUAGAGCAACUUGUGGAAGAACAAGCCUUGGACCCUUUGUUUUCAGAUAAGACUAAUGUAAUGGAUGUUGCUCAAAAUCUUUCAUCAGCAAAGAGGAGUGAGAUCCAAUACUUGACGGAUAUGCUAAAUAUGGUUGAGGAACAGAAUCGCCAUAUUCGUGCUCAUGUUGAAAUCCGCAGGAAGGAGAUGGAAGAUGCCAAACGCUUGGCAGAUGCCGUAGAGAAGUUAAGAAGCAGGAGUUUAAGUUAUGGGACAUUUGGCAGCAACAUGGUUGAUUAAAUUGGUUUUGCAUAUUGACAGCUGCUUCCUUCAGUGGAUUUUUACAAUAUAUGUCUGUCUAUCUUUUGUUCUCAAAACCUGUCUAUCACAGCUUGUUAAUUGUGAUACAGUUCUAGUGUGUAUAGGCCUUUAUGGCUCUUAGGAAUUCUUGUUAAUGGACUAGUCUUAUUCUGAUGUUUAAGAUCAUAAGAAGCUGAGAAAUUUGCCCACUUAUGAUAUCCGUGUCAAUUGCUAUUGAAUUUAAUAUGACUUAUUGACACUA